This is a messenger RNA of Podospora anserina S mat+, 558 nucleotides long. RefSeq lists its product as uncharacterized. Lineage: Eukaryota; Fungi; Ascomycota; Sordariomycetes; Sordariales; Podosporaceae. Bases 1 to 558 code for a protein of 185 amino acids. The transcript has 3 exons. The record is from RefSeq and is a predicted model, not a curated record.
AUGCUUGCCAUUCUGUCACGCUGGUGCAACGAGUUGAAGCCCAUCUAUGGGUCCAGUGGCGAGCUUCCCUUCAAGGUCGAUCGUGCUGCCGCACCCCUUCUCGGUGUCGUCUCGUAUGGGAUUCACCGGACAGCCUUCACUUGCAGUGACGACGGUCAUAUCAAGCUGUGGGUGAAGAAACGCUCACAGUCCACUGCAUUCUAUCCCGGCCACCUCGACAAUACUGUAGCUAGCUCGACUAUACCCGAUGGCCAACUGCCUCUAGAAGUGGCGAUCCUUGUAGCGGGAGAGGAAGCGACCCUUCCUGAAGAUCUUGUGCGCUCCAGAACCAAGUUGAGUACUUGUUUGAGCUCGAACUGCCGGGUGGGGCUGAACCUAAGCCAUGCGAUCACAAGGUGGAGUCACGUCAAACCGGGCUACGCUAUGGUUGCUCUAAACUUUAUCAUCCAGCAUGGGCUUCUGGAUGGUCAAAAUGAGCCGGACUUUGUGGAGAGUACCACAAGGCUUCAUCGCACGCUCGAGUUGCCUGUCAAGCGAUUAAACCCUUCCCUAGACUAG